AGCGCGCAGUCGUUGCUCUGCAUUGGGCUGUCGCAGAAACCAAAAAAGAUUGAGAGUCUGGCUCUCCUCUUCCCCUCAUCUUUUCGCAUUUCCGUUGCCUCUCCCUCAAGUUGUUGUUAUCGUCGUACCUUCAUUCCAAAGUCGCAUCACAAACAGGUGUCUAUGCUUCGUGAGAUUUGUACGGCUAGCAGUAUAUCUUUCUGAGGAAAAAGGAAUGGAACGAAUGUUGACUAGCAGAGGAUGCUAUGGUGAUAAAUUCACGGGAAUUACGUCAAAUUGCUAGACUACCGGCGCGGUCUGGUGGUCAGCAGCAACAGCAGCAAUGGCCUUCCGGAACAAGCAUGGACCUCUGGCCAUCAUCGCAACAGCAGCAGCAGCCGCAACAACAGCAGCAGGCGCAACAGCAGCAGGCGCAACAGCAGCAGGCGCAACAGCAGCAGGCGCAACAGCAGCAGGCGCAACAGCAGCAGUCGCAACAGGAGCAGUCGCAACAGCAGCAGUCGCAACUACAGCAGAAGGCGCAACAACAGCAGAAGGCGCAACAACAGCAGCAGGCGCAACAACAGCAGAAGGCGCAACAACAGCAGAAGGCGCAACAACAGCAGAAGGCGCAACAACAGCAGAAGGCGCAACAACAGCAGAAGGCGCAACAACAGCAGAAGGCGCAACAAAAGCAGCAGGCGCAACAACAGCAGCAGGCACGACAACAGCAGCAGGCGCGACAACAGCAGCAGGCGCAACUACGGCAGCAGUGGCAACAACAGCAGCAGGUGCAACAACAGCAGAAGGCGCAACAACAGCAGCUGGCGCAACAACAGCAGCAGGCGCGACAACAGCGGCAUGUGCUACAACAGCAGAAGGCGCGACUACAGAAGGAGGCGCGACUACAGAAGGAGGCGCAACAACAGAAGGAGGCGCAACAACAGCAGCAGGUGCAACAACAACAGCAGGCGCAACAACCUCAGCAGCAGGCGCAACAACCUCAGCAGCAGGCGCAACUACAGCAGCAGGCGCAACUACAGCAGCAGGCGCAACUACAGCAGCAGGCGCAACAACAGCAGCAGGCGCAACAACCUCAGCAGCUUCAGCAACCUGCCUUACCGCCGGCAGCGAUUGGCAGCAAUCUACACCGGUCACAAUAUGGUAAGACGUCAAGGGCAUCCUACCCUAGUGGAUCCAGUGGCGCAGCAGUAUACACUGAUACGAGAUCGCCGUACCAUCGCUUUGGCCACACACCGGUGCAGCAAGGUCACACAUCAUACUCUGGAUCUUCGGUGAAGGCAAUGUCGGGACACCAGAGCAGUAUAUUUGGUAACUACAUGUUACCUGGAAUGGAUGCCACUGGCACUCUCCACUACGGCAACACAGCGCUGUCUGAUCCGGGCAGCACAGGAAGGGGUAAAAUGCAUCCUGGCAGCAUGCCACAACCCAGCAAGACUGCAUCGGCGACAAGCAGCAGCUCUGUUACCAUGCCGCUAAUGGCCGCCAGCAUGGCGUUUGGCAGUGGCGAUGGCAGCGUGGUGAGCAGUGCCAUUGGAGGCACCCCUGACAGAACAUCACCGUGCGACAAGAUUUCACAGCAUGCAGAAUUAGAACCUCCACUCGUCCGGGGUCGGCUGGAACAAGCGAUGCUGUCAAGAGAAAAGCUGCAUAAAACGCUCAAGGCGCACAAACGUCAACAGCAGCAAUUACAGGCUGAAAUGGAUGCUAAAGAUUUAGAAAUUCAAAAUCUCAAGGAACAAUUGGGGCUCGGGCCGGAUGAAAAAUUGAAGGACCUGAAACCUGAAGAGCAGCAAUUACGGGCUGCCGACGUGAACCAGAGAGCAGACAUUGACGGACAAACGUCUUCAGCGGCACUGAAGGAAAGAGCGCAACACAAAGCUGCUCGUGAGAAGAAGCGAAAGGAGCAACUCCCCCAGUCUUCUGUACAGAUGUCUGGUGACGACAUGCUACCGGGAAUGGGUGCCACUGGCACUCUCUACCCCGGCGACACAGCACAGUCUUAUCCGGGCAGCACAGGAAGGGGUAGAAUGCAUCCUGGCAGCAUGCCACAACCCAGCAUGACUGCAUCGGCAACCAACAGCAGCUCUGUUACCAUGCCGCUAAUGGCCGCCAGCAUGGCGUUUGGCAGUGGCGAUGGCAGCGUGGUGAGCAGUGCCAUUGGAGGCACCCCUGACAGAACAUCACCGUGCGACAAGAUUUCACAGCGUGCAGAAUUAGAACCUCCACUCGUCCAGGGUCAGCUGGAAAAAGCGAGGCUGUCGGGAGAAAACCAGCAUGAAAGGCGCAAGGACUACAAACGUGAACAGCAGCAAUUACAGGCUAAAAUGGAUGCUCAAGAUUUAGAAAUUAAAAGUCUCAAGGAACAAUUGGGGCUCGGGCCGGAUGAAAAAUUGAAGGACCUGAAACCUGAAGAGCAGCAAUUACGGGCUGCCGACGUGAACCAGAGAGCAGACAUUGACGGACAAACGUCUUCAGCGGCACUGAAGGAAAGAGCGCAACACAAAGCUGCUCGUGAGAAGAAGCGAAAGGAGCAACUCCCCCAGAUGUUUGGUGACGACAUGCUACCGGGAAUGGGUGCCACUGGCACUCUCUACUCCGGCGACACAGCGCAGUCUUAUCCUGGCAGCACAGGAAGAGGUAGAAAUACUAGAAUGCAUCCUAGAAGCAUGCCAAAACCCGGCAUGACUGCAUCGGCGACCAACAGCAGCUCCGUUACCAUGCCGUUGAUGGCCGCCACCAUGGCGGUUGGCGGUGGCGAUGGCAGCGUGGUGAGCAGUGCCAUUGGAGGCACCCCCGACAGAACAUCACCGUCGGACAAGUUGAAGGAACGGCAGAAACGAUUCAAACGAGAACGAGUUCUGGCAUACAAGGAGCUAGGUAGAAGUUUACCUGACCACUUAACUGGCAAGAAAGUGGAAACGGAGAAAACGAAGCUCACCAUACUUCAAGAAGCGGUUCAGGUUAUUUAUGCUCUCGAAGACAAGAUCAUAAGCCAAAACAUGGACACCGGGGCUGAAUCCGUGAAGUGGCGUGAGGAAGAGAAGUCCAGGAACCGGGGAAUUAGCUUUGCCUCUGGCGGUGCUGGUCAGCUUGAGGACGACUACGAUGGUGACAGUUCCGACGGUGGACAGGGAAAAUAAAUAUUCAAAUCCAAUGACAUUGAGGUAAAAUGUAUGUUCCAUGACAGUGUGCCUGCUGCCGUAUCGUGAGUCGGUGGUCUCCCCGAGAGGCUGCUGUGCCUCGGACUGAGUAAGAAUAUCUGGGCUGCUGGCUGCAGAUGCGCGGACAUGAUGUGAAUGUCGAUGCUAUGAACAAGAUGAGCUCGUUGAGCUGUUGACUAUUUCAAAAUCGCGUGCGGCACCUCUGGAAGAAUGCUGUUGAGUGGCCUGUGGACCAAAUCAAGACUCACCACCAUCACUAAGGCACAUUCAGAGAAUAAUGCAAGAGAUUUGGACCUUUGAAACUCUGCAAUUUCUCAUUUGAUUUUUGUGAUGUUGUGGUUUGUCCAGUGGUUUGUCCCGUGUUUCGUCCAGUGUUUGGUCCAGUGUUUUUGUGCAGUGUUUUUGUGCAGUGUUUUGUCCAGUGUUUCGUCCAGUGUUUGGUCCAGUGUUUUUGUCCAGUGUUUUGUCCAGUGUUUGGUCCAGUUUUUUUUUUAGUGUUUGGUCCAGUGCGUGUGUGCUCCAGCAAUGCUUGUUCUCCAAGCUGGUAUCUUCCUAUUGCUGCUGCUGCUCUCAAGAAAUGCUUCAUGUAAAUAAAAAAUAAUAAUAAUAAUCAGUUGCCUGGUUUCUAUGCAACUAACUCA
Molecule: messenger RNA, 3805 nt
Organism: Sycon ciliatum
Lineage: Eukaryota; Metazoa; Porifera; Calcarea; Leucosolenida; Sycettidae
Exons: 17
Coding region: 246-3143 (965 amino acids)
Source: RefSeq, a predicted model, not a curated record